This is a messenger RNA of Rhagoletis zephyria (snowberry fruit fly), 2541 nucleotides long. The record is from RefSeq and is a predicted model, not a curated record. NCBI's taxonomy places the organism in Eukaryota, Metazoa, Arthropoda, Insecta, Diptera, Tephritidae.
AUGAAUCAAGUCAUUAAGCGUGAGGGCAAAUCUAUUGACCAGAAGUGUGCCGAUAUCAACAACGAAGUCAUCGAGCUUAUUGGAGUCUCUAAAGCCUUGUUAAAUAAUGUCAUAUUUUGCCAUCAAGAGGAAACCAACUGGCCGCUUAGUGAGGGAAAGGUACUAAAGGAAAAGUUUGACGACAUUUUCGGCUCUAUUGGCUAUGUCAAAAUUCUGGAGAAGAUCAAGAAAACGCGUGAUGAGGAAGUAAAAAAGUUCAAACUUCUGGAGAAAGAUGUGAGAUAUUUUGAACAUCUGAAAAAAGAAGCCGAAAAUACCAGAAAAGAAUUAAAUGAAGAUCGUGCUCUUAUGGACAUUGAAAAGGCUAAAGUGAAAGAAUUCGAAUCAAAGAUUAAGGUCGUUAAAGAAAAACUCGAUGAAUUGAAUGACAAAGAAGUCGACGCUCAGGAUAUUAACAAUUCAAUUUCGACAAUUGAAGGGACUAUUGCCGAACAACGCAAAUCCGCCGAGUAUAUCAAAAGAAAAAUUAAUGCUUCAAUUUUAAGCAAAAGUGAAUCAGAAGUCGAUGAAGAGUUGAAAAACUUUGAUGAUAAUUUAAAACUGCAACUCGAUAAAAAAGUUGAGCUUAAAGAUAAGCUGAAAAAUUCAGAAAUUGAAAAGACUCAGCAAAACCAAGUGCAAAUCUCGUUUCUAAACAAGUUAAAGGAAGACAACAAAGAAAAGUUGGCCAAAUUGUUUUUUGAAGUGAAAAUCAACCCAAACAAUAUCAGAGAAACUUUUUAUAAGUUAUCUACAAAGGUGUCACAGGAAAAGAGCCUCAUAUCUAAUAAUGUUUCAUCUAUAGAGAAGAAACUUGACUUAAGUAAGUUCAAAAUUGAAAGUAAGCAACAGCUGUUAAGUCAACGGAUCAAAGACCUGGACCUUAAUAAGAGCAAGUUUGACGGCAUAUGCAAUUUCGACAACUUUGUGGCGUAUCUCCAGGAAAAAGAGUCAGAACUAAUUCAACUUCGAGACGAAAAAACCAAACAUGCCGGCCUAAUUCCAGUGGUUAAUAGUCAAGUGGAAACCCUUUCAAAGUGUGACAUGUGUCCUGUUUGCGAGAAUGACCUCAGCUCAGUGUGGACCUCCAAAAAGACGGCCCAGAGUGUGGACAAGCAGUCACUUGUUGAAAGUCUGAAGAAGAGUACACUGGCUUGCACUGAAGAGGUGAAACGACUCGACGAGAAAAUUCAGGCAGCUGAGCAGAUGUGCGCUAAACUGCGAAAGCUGCGAACCAACUACGAUGCUAUUCAAGGUAUCACCAGUCACAUCCUUGCGAUCAAAAGUGAAAUGCCCUCAUUGAAAGAACGAGUGGACCCCCUGGAGAAGGAGCUUGAAGCGGCUCGGGCUAAUUUGACUACUGUGCAGGGUAUUCAUGACGCCAUACAAGAGCGCUUGCUUCUUAUCAACAGUGAGUGGGGUGAUAUCGAAAAGAAACAGAAGAGUUUGACAAGUGAAUUGGCAGCAGUUGAAAAAGAAAUUUUUGCUCUUGAAUCGCGAAACCGAUCGAUUGGCGAAUACAAGCAGCUUAUGAAUUUGCAAAAGGAGAUCCGUGAAAAACAGGAACAGCUCAAUGAAGAACGUCGAAAGUUAAACAGUAUGAACUUUAACAGCAUCAAGGAGGCUAGUGAAAGGACGAACGCCGAGCUAGCGACGAUAAAGGCUAAGAUCACCUUUGCCAAGCAGAGAAUCGGCGAGAUUGAUGAGCGCAUUUCGAAGCAAACCGCCAAACUGAGUGGCAACUAUGAAAGCGCCGAAAAGAACUACAAGGAAAAGCUGCUGGAGAUGAUUGUCACUGAAGUGGCUACUGGCGAUCUGAACAAGUACUACAAAGCGCUUGACUACUCCAUUUCCUCCUUUCACAAGUGUAAAAUGGAGGAGAUCAACAAACUGCUGAAGAGCUUCUGGGAGAUUGCCUACCAAGGCAAGGACAUUGACUACAUUCUCAUUGCUUCCGAUGAAGAGGAGCGAAGUGCUAGUGAUAAACGGCGCACUUACAACUAUCGAGUCGUCAUGAUGAAGAAGGGCAAGGAGAUGGACAUGAAAGGUCGCUGUUCGGCUGGCCAAAAAGUGCUCGCCAGUCUCAUUAUUCGCCUGGCGCUGGCGGUCAUCUUCUGCCGAAACUUUGCCGUCCUCACCCUGGACGAGCCGACCACUAACCUGGACAAGGCCAACAUCCACUCUUUCGCGCGUGCCAUUGUCAGCUUAAUCAGGUCGAAUCGUAACUUUCAAAUUGUGAUCAUUACACACGAUGAGCAGUUCCUCGAGUGCUUUGACGGUGCCUUGGGCGAGUACUACUACAAGGUCUCCAAAGACGACCACGGCUACUCGGUGAUCACUCGCAAGCCUAUUGUCGAGAACUCUCAAAACAUUCCUCAAGUGCCUCAACCCGACGACAGUAUGGCAAAUGAGACUACCGACGGAAACAGUAAUAAGCGAAACAAUGAAGUUGAUGGCGAUGUCACCCUUGAGCUGGCUCCGAAGCGAGUCCGCAAAGACUAA